AUGAAAAGAAAAAUGCCGCAACCAAAAUCUAAAGCUUCUCGUGGUGGAGGCUCCGCUGCUGCUUCUUCAUUAAACACACGUCCCAAGAAGGUCAAAAAGGCUCAAUCCCAUCAAGCAGAAAUUCUUCAAAGCUCGGAUUUGAUCAUGCAAAGUAUUUUAUCAUGUUUUGAAUUAUCGGAGGUGUUGAAUGAAAUGGCUUUUAUUUCUUCCAAGUUUUAUCAAGUGAGCAGAAGUGAGAAGUUUUGGUCUGGAUAUAAUGUAUGGGCUUCUGUGAGGGAUCCUCCUCCAAUGUUCUAUGCUAAUUUAUUUAUGAAGUGCUUUGGUGCUAGCUGGACAAGUUUAACAUUGUCGAGUGAAGCCUUGCUCUCAGACUCAUUCAAAAGGAGGAAUAAUCAAGUGAACCUUCCAAACUUUAAAAAUUUGCAUACUUUAGAGUUUGAAUGGAGUUUUGAUGAGGUUUUAAACGAAAAAGAGAAUAAUAUAGUGUUGAGCAAUUUGGUUGACUUGUUAUGCCAAACUCCAUCUUUGACACAGUUCAAUUUAAAGCUAGCUGGUGAAUCGAUUCCAAAUUUUUCAAGCAAUGCUCUAGAUGGCAUGAAGAAAGCGUUGCAAGGCUCUUUUAAAUUCAAAAAUAUUACUAUUAUUCUUGGUGGAGUUCUUGAAGGAGAAAAUAAGAAUAUUAUGAGCGAAUUCGUUUCAAAUUUAUUAACACAAUCGUCUUCAACAUUGGAAAGCCUAAUUAUUCGCUCUGUAGGCACAAUAGAUGCACAAAAGUAUCUCAAAUCGAUCAAAUAUCCAGCGCUGAAAAAUAUUGAAAUCAAACUCGUUGAAAGAAUUCGCUCAACUGGUGAGACGUCACAAGCCAUUCAAGAAAUUAUUAUGAAUAAUGCAGAUCAUCUCGAGAGUAUUCAAGUUGAAAAUGAUGAAGGUGUUAGUAUUGUAUCCUUGGUGAGCACUAUUAUGUCUCUCUCUUCCCAAAAAAAGCUCACAAAGUUGAAAAAGUUAAUAUUUGGUGGGUCUGACAAUAUGGACACUUUAAAUUCCACAGAAAUACAAGCGCUCACCAAUGCACUCCCAAGCUUGGAAACUCUUGUUAUCAAAGACAUAUUAUAUGGGACAUGGUUAAGAAAUUUCUUGCAAUCCACAGUGCAACAUUCCAACAAGUUAAAGGUCUUCAAGUUGAAAGGAAUCGAACCUUCUGAAUCAAAUGGAUACAUUGACGAAUGUCUAGAAGGUUUAGUUUUACCAACCUCCAUCACAAAGUUUUCUUUGAAACGAACGCCAGUUACAAACCAAGUACUCAAACAGUUGCUUUCGGGAGGUCAAUAUUCCAACUUAAAAGCUCUUUCGUAUGGUACAGAGGGCGUUGACUUGUUUUACAUUAAUGACAGUGGACUGAAUGAAGAUACUCUCAGUUACAUCCUUCCACUCUGUCCACGCUUAGAAAGCCUCUGGGUUUGUGAUUCAAUGGUCAAACGUUUGCUUCCUAUUGUUGCCAAGUUCACUCCUAAUUUAUUAUCACUUUCAUAUCAAUGUCUAGAGUUUAGAGGAAGAGAACUCGUAGAAAAUUAUGAAGCACCAUCACCAAAUAUUUCUCCAUUGUUAUCCAAUCUCAUGUCAUUAGAAUUGUUGAUUACUUGUAGUAACGAUGAACUGUCAAGAAUAUUGUCUUAUACUCCCAACAUUGUGUAUCUACAAUUACUCUCCAGUAACUUAUCAGGACAAGUCAUUGAGGUUUUAUCAGAGUCGAAGUGUGCCUCAAAACUUGUAGGUAUUUCGUUGAUCGAUCCAUAUUAUGAGGAAAAGAGGCCGUGCAUUUGUGACGCUGAAAAAAGCGAGUUGAAACAGCAAAAUUUCAAACUUGCAAACAUGUUCAAAAGGUUAGAGACUUUGGAAUAUUCUAUUGGUCAUCACUUAAUAUCUCUCAAGUUGAUGAUUGCUAUUGUUUGUUACUCUCCUAGUUUGGAAGAGGUAAUAUUGAACGGAAGAAACGUAUUAGAGGGCGUUGAUAUGGACAACUUGUGCAUGGAAGAACUCGUUGAAUUAAUCGAAUCACACAUGAAAAAGAAGAAGAAGCAUCAGGAGGUUGACGAAUUUAGCUUAAUACUUGACAUUACAGUUCCUAGAAUAACAGACCAACUUAAAGUGAGACAAUUUUCCAAAGAUAGAAUUGAAGAUCUGCUCGAAACAUCGGUUGCACUUGUGAGUGGAGAAAUUGCUGAACGAGUCGAAUAUCAAGGUAUUAGUUUGAUACACCAUUUACUGUUGAAUGCUCUGAAUGGAGAUGAUGAUGAACAAGAGGAACAAAUUGAAAAAAAACAAACCUCAGAGGACGAAGAUUGGGAAGAUGAUGAAUAA
This is a messenger RNA of Naegleria lovaniensis, 2358 nucleotides long. RefSeq lists its product as uncharacterized. The transcript has a single exon. The coding region runs from base 1 to 2358 and encodes 785 amino acids. Lineage: Eukaryota; Heterolobosea; Eutetramitea; Acrasida; Naegleriidae. The record is from RefSeq and is a predicted model, not a curated record.